AUGAAGUGGGAUUCUAGUUCACCACGUUAUCAAAAAAUUGCCCUAAUUAAGUCGUUAGUCACUAGAGCUCUUCGACUAUGUUCAAAUCAGCAAUUGUUAGAUACCGAGUUAGCAUGGCUAAAACAAGUCUUGAACGAGAAUGGAUAUCCAAAAGGUCUUAUAGCGAAAACAAUUGAACUAACUAUGAAAAAGAGCACGGUGAAGGAUAGUCAAAAAGAGUCUCCAGUGCAGACUAAAAUUGAUGCAAAUAUUUCCUUUUACUAUCUAAGAAAAGAGUCACGGAAGUUCAUCUCUACUCUCAAACGACUAUUACAGAAAUUUGGUAUACGGUAUAUUCGAAUCGGACUUAGGAAACAUAAAACGAUUGGAAGUUCAUUCUCACAGAAAUAUAAAGGCAAAGAUUGGCAAAAGGUUGGAGUAAUGUAUAGUAUUAGGUGUAAUGACUGUGAGAAAGUUUAUAUAGGACAAACCGGCAAUGAAGUAACGCUAAGAAUGGAACAACAUGAGAAGAAAAUUGCACUACAAGAUGUGGAUGCAAAACCAGCGGUUCACGCCACACAAAAUAAUCAUAAACUGAAAUUGAAAGAACCCACAGUUAUGGCUUAUGAAAGACAUGAAAUAAAACGGCAGUUAAAAGAAACACUUUUAACAAAUAUACACAGAGAACUGGCCUUCAAUGCCAUCUCUUUAAAGACUAGGGUAUUUUACUCAAUGCAGGACAAAGGAAAAAAUUGA
Messenger RNA from Didymodactylos carnosus, 735 nucleotides. The record is from the annotation of a GenBank genome assembly. Lineage: Eukaryota; Metazoa; Rotifera; Eurotatoria; Philodinida; Philodinidae.